Messenger RNA from Mycena citricolor, 313 nucleotides. Lineage: Eukaryota; Fungi; Basidiomycota; Agaricomycetes; Agaricales; Mycenaceae. The record is from the annotation of a GenBank genome assembly.
CAAAUCCUCAAGAAUCGGUGUCCACCGCACUCCGUUGAGAAGCACGCCAUCCAUUUGAUAGCGGUGCAGGGCCUGCAAGCAUGUUGUUACACGACAAGAGCCAUUUUGGCUGGGGUAGGAAAGGUUGGAGCUGUGCACUGCAUGACUAGGUGUCGGAUUGGCUGUGGACAAUGCGGUUUGGGGAAGAUCCGCGAAGGAAGGGACGAUUGCAUCACAUUACAUUCGACCAAGUCGGUGGAUCUCCACGACUUCACGUCUGCUCACAGGGUUUUUUGGCGAUCCAAGAGACAAAUGUGCCCCUCCUGGGACUGAC